UGUCGAACUCAGCCCGAAAACCAAAACCUUGUUCGUUCAUAAAAAUUAAAAGCCUCUUUUUUCUCUCUGUUCUUCGCCAUUUUUUUCAAUCCUAAACCAAUCCCAGAUUUUCUGCUGAAAAACAAAAACACCCUCUUAGUAAUUUUCCGGGAAAAUGUCGGGGAAAGGAGCAAAAGGAUUGAUUACGGCUGGAAAAUCCACCAAGGACAAAGAUAAGGACAAGAAGAAACCCGUCUCUCGCUCUUCUCGUGCUGGCCUCCAGUUCCCUGUGGGUCGAGUCCACCGGCUGCUGAAGACAAGGGUUAGUGCUAAUGGAAGGGUUGGAGCUACGGCUGCAGUCUACACAGCUGCCAUACUGGAAUACCUGACUGCAGAAGUCCUAGAACUGGCAGGUAAUGCAAGCAAGGAUCUGAAGGUUAAGCGUAUUACACCUAGGCAUUUGCAGCUUGCCAUCCGUGGUGAUGAAGAACUUGACACCUUGAUCAAAGGAACCAUCGCGGGCGGUGGUGUCAUUCCACACAUUCACAAAUCACUUAUCAACAAAUCCUCUAAGGAGUAGUUUAUACGCAUUUCAUCUCUAUUUAUUUUUGUUUGUACCCUUAAACCUCAGAAAAAUGUUCGUGACUUCGCUUGUUUAUGGACAAAGGUAGAUGCUUGCUUUUGAAUAGCUAAUUAUGGAGAUUCGAGAUUUGAACUAGAAA
Gossypium raimondii (Peruvian cotton) is the source of this 701-nucleotide messenger RNA. RefSeq names its product probable histone H2A variant 3. Gene Ontology annotation, molecular function: DNA binding; structural constituent of chromatin; protein heterodimerization activity. The coding region runs from base 155 to 559 and encodes 134 amino acids. The transcript is spliced from 2 exons. NCBI's taxonomy places the organism in Eukaryota, Viridiplantae, Streptophyta, Magnoliopsida, Malvales, Malvaceae. Gene Ontology annotation, cellular component: nucleosome. The record is from RefSeq and is a predicted model, not a curated record.